AUGAAUGUUAUCCUUGGUUGUACCUUAGUAAGUGAUAAUAAUACUAUAUCAAAUAUAAUUUUAGAAGAAGAUGAUGAAAUUAAACAAAUGAUUGAAGAAUAUGUAAAAUCAAAGAAUUUCUUGAAAAAGAAUGUACCUUUGAUUAUAAGAUUGCUUGAAUCUAAAUACAGUUAUGUAUCUAUAGAUGAAAUUAAUUCAAUAGUAAGACAAUUAAAUAUUAAUUUUAAGAAAAAACAAAUCAAUAGUGAAGAAAAUUUAGAUAAUGAAAAUUGUAUUAAAGAUUUUAAAAAGUAUAUUCAUAUUACAUAUAAUAAAAUGUUAAAAAGAUUUGGCAAAUUGAUAGUUAAAAAAAUUAAAGGCAGUGGUAAAGUUAAAGAUAAUCUACUGUCUUUAUUAUAUUUACCCAGGUAUUGUAUUGAUGAAUUUUUAGUCUCGUUAAAGGAAAAUCAAUGUGAUAUUAGUUUUUCUAAUAAUGAAUCUCUAUUAGAAAUUUAUAUGGAUUUUUUGUCAAUUUAUGAAUUUUAUAAAGACGUAAUUUUUUUCUAUGAGAAGUUAAGAUUUCUUAUUGUUCCAAUAAUUAAAGUCAAAGAGAGAAUGUUAAACUCUCGUAUUUUUAAAAGUAAAAGUGUACUGAAUUCAUUUAAAUUUGAUGGAAUAUACUCUCCUGUGAUAAAAGAGUCUUUAUGUGAGGAAGUUUUACAUUGUAUUUUAAGAAUGAACAUUAGAAAAGAAACGAGUAUUGAAGAUAAUAAAAAAUUUAAAAAUUAUUGCAAAGAAUUUUCUAGAAACGUUGUAGAAAUAAUCAUUUUAAUCGAAAAGUAUAAUAAUUCUUAUAACAACAGUUUGACUAGUUUUACAAUUGACUCUUGUAUUUUUAAAUAUAUUGAUAAUAAUAAUGAUUCGUUAAAAAAAGAAAUUCAACAACUAAAUAUAAAAUUAUCAAAUCAUCUUUUUAUAGAAAGUAAAAGAUAUAAUACAGAUUUAUAUUAUUGCAUGAAUUACUUUUAUUCUUUAUAUUCAAAUAUUUGUAUUCCUUUCUCUUUUUAUAGAGAAAGAGAUACUGUUUUAGAAAAUAACGAAGAAGUAGAAAAUGAUCAAGGUAUUGUCUGUUUUGAUCUAAUAAUUAUUUCAUCAAGAAUUAUGAAAGGUUAUUGUAAAAUUUUACUUAUUUUAUUCAAUCCGUCAUUGACAAGAUAUUUAAUUAGUUAA
This is a messenger RNA of Hepatospora eriocheir, 1209 nucleotides long. Lineage: Eukaryota; Fungi; Microsporidia; Hepatosporidae. The record is from the annotation of a GenBank genome assembly.